GCACCACUACAUUAUUUUCACAGAAAAUGCAUGCACCAGGAAAUGGACCAGCAUUUGCCAUUUAUUAUUCUCUUCUUGCAGCUUUCGGCGUUCUAGCUAAUUUGGCGACAAUUGUGAUCCUCUCCCGUGGAAGGUGUGGUCUGUCCAAGUGCAUUACGCAGUAUCUCAUCUCGAUGGCCGUGACUGAUUUUCUCGUUAUUAUCGCUGCUGUGAUAUUAAGUCGGCUUCGUGUAAUUUAUUUUCCUGCUAAUUUCCUUUCUACAACACCAGGAUGUAGUGUCAUUAUUGUUUUCAGCUGUGCAUCCAGGGACAGUUCUGUUUGGUUAACUGUUGCUUUCACCUUUGAUCGCUACCUCGCCAUAUGUUGCCCUGAACUCAAAACAAAAUACUGCACAGAGAAAACAGCAGUUGUGGUGAUAACAGUUGUCUGUAUGAUGUGCUGUUUAAAAAACAUUCCUUUCUAUUUCAUAUAUGAGCCAAUGUAUAUGAUUGAUAAAGUACCCUGGUAUUGCAGUAUAAAAGCAAGCAAUUACAUUUCAAUUGCAUGGAGAGUAUAUGACUGGCUGGAUCGUAUAUUAACCCCUUGUCUACCUUUCGUACUAAUUUUACUGCUCAAUGUUUUGACUGUUAGACAUAUUCUGCUGGCCAGCAGAGUCCGCCGGAGACUUCGUGCUGAAAGAAAUGGCAAGAAUCAGGGUGACUCAGAGAUGGAGAGCCGCCGAAAAUCCAUUGUUUUACUCUUUGCUAUCUCGGGCAGUUUUCUGUUAUUGUGGUUGACAUAUGUUGUAAACUUUCUAUUUGUUCAAAUUUCAGGCAGCAAUUACUCUAUAGGUUCCAAUGCUAAUGACCCAAAAUUCAUCUUGCAAGAAUGCGGAUAUAUGCUACAACUUCUUAGUUCUUGCACAAAUACGUGCAUUUAUGCAGGAACACAGACUAAAUUUAGAAGAGAGUUAAAGGAUGCAUUUAAAUUAUUCUUUAAUCUCAUUGCUAAACUGCAUAAAUAGUGAACAUGGCUGAACAAAUAGUUGCCAUAAUGAAGUGCUUGUGUAUAAAUAGACUAUUUAGGAAGUAAAAUUUUAAA
Molecule: messenger RNA, 1081 nt
Organism: Stegostoma tigrinum
Lineage: Eukaryota; Metazoa; Chordata; Chondrichthyes; Orectolobiformes; Stegostomatidae
Product: probable G-protein coupled receptor 139
Exons: 2
Coding region: 27-1004 (325 amino acids)
Biological process (GO): G protein-coupled receptor signaling pathway
Cellular component (GO): membrane
Molecular function (GO): G protein-coupled receptor activity
Source: RefSeq, a predicted model, not a curated record